Sphaeramia orbicularis (orbiculate cardinalfish) is the source of this 3325-nucleotide messenger RNA. RefSeq names its product septin 6 (gene septin6). NCBI's taxonomy places the organism in Eukaryota, Metazoa, Chordata, Actinopteri, Kurtiformes, Apogonidae. Gene Ontology annotation, molecular function: GTP binding. The transcript is spliced from 11 exons. The record is from RefSeq and is a predicted model, not a curated record. The coding region runs from base 93 to 1376 and encodes 427 amino acids.
GGCCAUCUUUCGGCGUAACCUCAACGGUGCAGCUUCCUUUGCUAAAUACAGAGAGCAGCCGAGGUUUCGUCCUCCAGCUAAAAGCUACUACUAUGGCCUCAACUGAGAUAGCAAGGCAAGCGGGUGAAGGUGCUCGUGCUGUACCUCUGGCUGGUCAUGUUGGUUUUGACAGCAUGCCUGACCAGCUGGUCAACAAGUCUGUCAACCAUGGAUUCUGCUUUAACAUCCUCUGUGUUGGUGAGACUGGUCUGGGAAAAUCCACACUGAUGGACACACUGUUCAAUACCAAGUUUGAAGGCGAACCCACCCAACACAACCAGCCAGGAGUCACACUCAAAUCCAACACCUAUGAACUGCAGGAGAGUAACGUGCGCCUUAAACUCACUGUCGUUAACACAGUGGGCUUUGGAGACCAGAUCAAUAAAGAAGACAGCUACAAGUCUAUUGUGGAGUUUAUAGAUGCCCAGUUUGAAGCAUACCUUCAAGAAGAGCUGAAAAUCAAGCGUACGCUACACAGUUACCAUGACACCCGCAUCCAUGCAUGCCUCUACUUCAUUGCUCCCACGGGUCACUCACUUAAAUCCCUGGAUUUGGUGACUAUGAAGAAACUCGACAGCAAGGUUAAUAUAAUUCCAAUCAUCGCCAAGUCAGAUGCUAUCUCCAAGAGUGAGCUGGCCAAGUUCAAGAUCAAGAUCACCAGUGAACUGGUCAGCAAUGGUGUGCAGAUCUACCAGUUCCCCACUGAUGAUGAGUCUGUGGCAGAGAUCAACUCAACUAUGAAUAGCCAUUUGCCAUUUGCUGUGGUGGGGAGCACAGAGGAAGUGAAAAUUGGAAACAAGAUGGUGAAGGCCCGGCAGUACCCCUGGGGAACAGUGCAGGUGGAAAACGAAAAUCACUGUGACUUUGUCAAACUGCGAGAGAUGCUGAUCAGAGUGAACAUGGAGGACCUGCGAGAGCAGACGCACACACGCCAUUACGAACUCUACCGCAGGUGCAAACUGGAGGAGAUGGGCUUUAAGGACACAGACCCUGACAGCAAACCCUUUAGUCUGCAGGAGACAUACGAGGCUAAAAGAAAUGAGUUCAUGGGUGAGCUGCAGAAAAAAGAAGAAGAAAUGAGGCAAAUGUUUGUUCAGAGAGUCAAAGAGAAGGAGGCUGAACUUAAAGAAGCAGAAAAGGAGCUGCACGAGAAGUUUGAUCGUUUGAAGAAACUCCACCAGGAUGAGAAAAAGAAACUGGAGGAAAAGAAGAAGACCCUGGAUGAUGAGCUCAACAUGUUCAAACAGAAAAAGACUGCUGCAGAGCUCUUGCAGAACCAAGCCCAGCAAGCAGGGGGAUCCACCACACUCAAGAGGGACAAAGAGAGGAAAAAUUAACUCCUCCCACACUUGCUGCAUGCUGCAUGAAGCACCUUUUCUGUAAUCCCUGGCUCUGCACUGAGUAGGUCCUCAGCCCUCAAGCUUUGCUAAACGACCAACGUUUGUGGGUACUGAGUACCUCAGUUGUGACCAGAGGCUUUGUGGACCCCAUCCUUCAGGGUUUCUUAACCAUUACCUGCUCUGCAUUAUAUGGGUUAAUGUGUAUCUGUGUGUUUGCUGCUUAUCUAACCUCACCUCAUGUUGAGCUGUCUAACUCUUGCUUUACUGCAUAUUGAACUGUUUUUUAUUGUCUUUGUAUUUACUAACACCUUUGCACUUCCAUUCAGAUGGAUAUUACAUGCACAUAAACGUUUGCAUUUAUUGUUAGAUUAGUAUAUUAUGUUUACAGUUUGGUGCACAGUGCAGACAUUCACAUAUGUAAAACACCCUGCUGAGUGCAUUCAUCACUUAAAAAUCAUACAGCAUCAUCAACACACACAGUAUCACCUUUAUCUGAUGCUUAAUGUGUGUAAUGUGUAUGAUCACUAGGGUUUUAGCACUUGAUUAUGUGUCUGUGAUAAUAAAACCUAAAUCUUUUUUCUCCCUCGUCUUAGAUGCACUUCUCAAUGUUUGGCUCAAGCCUGUCUGUGUUUCUGCUUUGACAUCUCUAACUGCUGGAUUUCUGUCUUUGUCUCUUUAGCUUCUUUUAAUCUGUCUUGACCACCUGAAGAGGGGAUUGCAGCUUCAGCAAGAACUAAGCAACCUUUACCUCUUCCCGUUUCUCUCACUGUAUUGACUUUUAUUUUAGUUUUUUUCCCCAUUGCAUCUCCCUUGUUGAACAUGGCCUUAUGUGGACUCGCAUGGUAUUUCUGACCACCUAAUGAAGCUAAGGUUGGGAACUGGGCACAGUUAAAUCCGCUAUUAUGUCUUAAUUUACUGUAUAUAAAGAGGCUCUUAUGUCAUUUAGUAGAAGUCAUCAGUGGGGUUCAUACAUUUACAGGAUUCAUGGGUGAAACCAUUAUUUGAUUUUUACUUGAAUGAAAUUUGCAGUGAUCUGCACUAUGCACACAUCUUUUCAACAGGAAAUUUAAUUCCUACUACGAAGCACACAUCAGAACAAUGCGCCACUAAAACAUUGAGGCUCGCUGAUUACAAAUAAACUUGUCAAGGACAGAAGCAUUUAAUGCAUUAUGUAUAAUGUGUUAUGAAUUAGAAGUCAUGUUAUUUUAUUCAUUCUAGUUACAUUUGAAAUGAAAUCUCAUGAGCAUUUUUGAAGUAUGAAAUCACCAUAUACACAAAAACCUAAAUAAAUGAUCAUAAAUAAUCAGUCAUAAUCAUGCAGAAGCCAAAGCAAUAUGUUAUUCUUACCACUUCAUUUGAUGGUGACCUGUUUACAUGUCACUGUUGGAUACCAUGGAGGUCACAUGAAAUGGCCUUUUAGACAUUGUGCUUUAAAAUUCACCAGCCUAUUCUAUAUUUUGCAUGCAUCUUUUUAUUUCAAUACCGCUGUGAUCUUUGACCUUUGACAUGCUUGUUUUAUCCCCUUAAUAACUCAGUUUAUGCAGUCUGUUUCAACUUCGUCAUUGUUUUCUUCAUAUGGUGCAUAUUAUUAUUAUUGUAUAUUUGCUCUGUCCUAUGAUUUCAGCUCUCAUUUUGCCAAAUAUUAGUAUAAGAUGAAGUUGAACUGAAUCCCAGAUAGGAGUAUUAAAGAAUACUCGUGCAUUUAUAUAAUUUAUAAGGAUAUAUUUUGUGUAUUGAAGUGAAAACUUGUUGUUUAUUACCUAUGAUCUUUGGACGUGACUCUGAGUGUAAAGUAACAUUUUGGUGUCAGAAAAUGCCAUACAUUUUUCUAAGUAUCAGUCAUCACCUCUUGUAGUCAAAAACUCUCCCACUCUACAAAUGAUUCAAUAUCUUACUUAAGUUUGAUUCCAUUGAUGUACAUUUUCAAUAAAAAAUGUGAUCCAAAA